UCCACUGACCCUUACAGCCACGUCUUUGUACCUGCGGGUCACGAGAGCCGACUCAGCUGAUGGCCCUGAAAUCGAGGUCACCUGGACGAUGCCCAAGCAGUACCCUCACCUGACCCUCACCUGGGUGGCACUCACCUACACGUCACAGGUCAGCGAGAGGGAAGUCGGCAACCACCAGCUGGAGGAAGGGAGCGGAAAUUACGUCAUCAAAGGAGGUCUGAGGUACAACCAGCAGUACAAGAUCUGUCUCAUUACCUCCUCACCUGCCUGUGACCACGCCUCCUCCACCUGUUCUUACGUCAAGGUGCCUUCAGCUCCGUCGCCUAAGAAUGCUAAAG
Molecule: messenger RNA, 338 nt
Organism: Penaeus vannamei (Pacific white shrimp)
Lineage: Eukaryota; Metazoa; Arthropoda; Malacostraca; Decapoda; Penaeidae
Source: RefSeq, a predicted model, not a curated record